This is a messenger RNA of Vespa mandarinia (Asian giant hornet), 1512 nucleotides long. RefSeq lists its product as uncharacterized. The record is from RefSeq and is a predicted model, not a curated record. Lineage: Eukaryota; Metazoa; Arthropoda; Insecta; Hymenoptera; Vespidae.
GUACCAGACGAGAGGGCGCUUAAAGCGGCGCUACAAGGGAGCCCUCUAGGCGGGAACUACAAAUAUAGAAAAGAUGCGUGAUUGUUUUUCUCUGUUCCAACUUGUCAUUCAGUGUACAUAUGAUUUCUAGAGGAAGUAUAAUAAAGUUUGUUGUUAUUGUAUCAUAUAUGAAAUUUACUUAAAUCUACGAUAUAAAAUACUUCAAGUUAUGUAAAAAAAAUGGUUGACUUUAAGAAUCUAGAACGGGCGUUAAAGCAAUUGAGAGAAAAUGUUGCAGAAUUUUCAAUCGGUGCAGUUUGCAAAGAUGAUUACAGACCUACAGAUGAGAAGAUUGAAAUUUUAAGAAAAUCAAUUCAUCGCUUAACCUCUAGGACGAUAAUGCUUAAAGCUAAAAAAGAUAACACAUUAACUGAGGAAGUGCCUACAAACGAUAUGGAAGAUACUUUUCAAAGGCUACAAGAAGAUACAGCUAAAGCAAUUAUAAAUAAUAUUGCAAUUGAACAAUGUUUACAUAGUAGUACUAUACUGGAUGUUAUGUCUGACAAACAUCAAACUGACGUUCAGGAGAAAAUGUACGCGGCUAUGAAGAAGUUAUUUAUGUUAAAUGAUGCCAUUUUAUCGACUCAGCAAUCUGUUCAAAAUGCAUUUAAAAAACAAUUGGAUUUAAAGAUACAAUGUCAGAAAGCAAUAUUUGACCAUCAUAGCUUUUUAAAGGAGAAGGAAGAGCAAAGAAAGCAAAAGUUACAGAAAACAAAUCCUACCGUAGUAAAAAAUAAAGAAAAAAUGAUGAGAAAUAUAAACAAGAUAAAUGUAAUGAAAAAACUUAUCACUAAUUUCAUAGCAACUUCAGGAGAACUCUUGAUGAAAGAACCUUUCUUAUUAGAAAUGUUAGAAAAACAUGCAGAAUUAAUUAACGAAGAAACAACAAGAAAAAUAACAGAGAAUGCUAACAAGGACAAAGUGUAAAAGUGUAGAAAAUGUUUCCUUUUUCUUUCUGUAUUUUUCUUUUUCUUUUUUUUUUGUUUUUUUUAUACUUUUAUACGACAAUGAUGUAAUCAUAAUAAUAAAUAUUAAUAUUUUUAAUAAGUUCUUGCAUUUCAUAUGAAAAUGUUCAAUAAAAUUUAUGCGAAUCGAUGGACAAAGAAUUGCAAUGAAGAUAUUAAAAAACUCGACCGGUGAUUUGAUCUAUUUAUAUUAGUAUUACAAAUAUCUCGCUUUUCUUUUGAUUAUGAAAAAGAAAAAGAAACAUUAAAGAUACUUAUCUGAUUGUUAACUACCAAAUAGAGAGUAUUUUGAUAAAAAAAUGAUAUUUCUCGCAAUAUUCUUAUUCGUAUAUACAUACAUUCAACAAAAUAGAUUGGCAAAUACAUAUGUUGCAUUAUAAUAAUAAUAAUAAUAAUAAUAAUAAUCUUUUCUACAUACUGUUUUGUUUCAUUUUUUCAUAUCAAUCACAAACUUAAAGUGCAGGGCAAUAAAUUGAAAGAAUUUUAACUUUUCAUAAAGUGGAUAGAU